This is a messenger RNA of Salvelinus namaycush (lake trout), 3465 nucleotides long. RefSeq names its product RNA-binding protein Musashi homolog 2-like. Gene Ontology annotation, molecular function: RNA binding. Bases 73 to 1293 code for a protein of 406 amino acids. Gene Ontology annotation, cellular component: cytoplasm. The record is from RefSeq and is a predicted model, not a curated record. The transcript has 15 exons. Lineage: Eukaryota; Metazoa; Chordata; Actinopteri; Salmoniformes; Salmonidae.
CUUUGCAUAGCUUUUGCCGUGUCUGUGUGUGUGUGUCUGUUACUGUAGUUACUGCCUAUAGUUUGGUUAGCUAUGGAAGGAGACGGGAGUCAAGCCACAUCUGGAAGCCCAAAUGAUUCACAACAUGACCCGGGUAAAAUGUUUAUCGGUGGCCUCAGUUGGCAAACCUCACCAGACAGCCUUAGAGACUAUUUUAGCAAAUUCGGAGAAAUAAGAGAAUGUAUGGUGAUGAGAGACCCCACGACAAAACGUUCCAGAGGAUUUGGGUUCGUUACGUUUGCAGAUGCUGCCAGUGUAGAUAAAGUCUUAGCUCAACCACACCACGAAUUAGACUCAAAGACGAUUGAUCCUAAGGUUGCCUUCCCCCGACGCGCUCAACCUAAGAUGGUCACAAGAACAAAGAAAAUAUUUGUGGGCGGAUUGUCAGCCAACACGGUAGUGGAAGAUGUGAAGCAGUAUUUUGAACAGUUUGGGAAGGUAGAAGACGCCAUGCUCAUGUUUGAUAAAACUACUAACAGACAUAGAGGAUUCGGCUUUGUAACUUUCGAGGGUGAAGACAUCGUAGAGAAAGUCUGUGAAAUUCAUUUUCAUGAAAUCAAUAAUAAAAUGGUAGAAUGUAAGAAGGCCCAGCCCAAGGAGGUGAUGUUCCCACCAGGCACGCGAGGGAGGGCCAGGGGCCUGCCCUACACCAUGGACGCCUUCAUGCUGGGGAUGGGCAUGCUGAGUGAGUAUGGACCAACACUACUCCAGCAAAGUCCAGCACACUACUCAGUCCCACACGGUUACCCUAACAUUGUGGCGACGUACGGCCGUGGAUACACUGGAUUCGCCCCGAGCUACAGCUAUCAGUUCCCUGGCUUCCCAGCGACGGCGUACGGACCGGUGGCGGCGGCGGUGGCGGCAGCGCGUGGCUCAGGCUUUCCCGAUUACGGGUUUUACUCUGCGCCCAGUGACCAGAGGGGGGCACCCUGCUCCUUUGCGGACUAUGGCUCCCUGGGGCCCCAGGCGGCUCAGAUGCUGCACAGUGAGCAUGCCACCUCCGCCUGCAACUCCCCCCUCCAGCACCUGCACAGCCCGGAUCAGUUUAAGAGCCCAGGGGGAAACCCACCUCGGCCUGGAGGUUUCCCUGGUGCCAACAGCCCUGGGCCUGUAGCCGAACUGUACGGCCCUGGAGGCCAGGACUCCAAUGUGGGCAACUACAUCAGUGCUGCUAGCCCCCAGCCUGGCUCCGGCUUCGGCCACAGCAUGGCAGGCCCGUUGAUUGCGACAGCUUUUACAAAUGGAUACCAUUGAACAGGUGGUUGGUUGCCAUCUCAUUGGAGCAGAGUCUAUCUGGUGGUCCAGGGAAGACAGGCCGAAGCUUCUAAUUAGCUCUGAGUAUAGGUGAUGUCAUCCAACUUCAAGCACUACAGCAUCACCCAGGAAAAAUAAGAGGAGGUGGAACCACAAAAAAAAAAAAAAAAAAGUUAAAAUCAUCUCAGAAAAAAAGAAACUGCUGUAUCAUAAUCCAAACCCGUAACCUGACAACCUGGUUUGGUAUGUUUCAUGUUGAUUUCAUUCACUUUUUUCCUUUCUUUUAUUAGUUCUUUGAUUAGCUUCAGAGAGAGGCAUUUUAGUUUCACCUUAUUUGGGAUUUUGUCUUCUAGUGUACUCAUGUAAAUGUUUUUGUCUUCUAGUGUACUCAUGUAAAUGGUUUUGCUUCUCUCUUUGGGGGUCAUAGUUGAAUGUUCGCAAGUCAUGCCUACACCUUUGGUACCAAUCAUUUAAACAAAACAGAUCAGAGCUUCAGGUGUCUUUUUGCACAAAAAAUAUAAUCCAAAGUGGAAAGGUUUGGGAAAAAAACAUCCAUUUAAUUUCAAAUGACAUAUUCGAGAGUGUAACUAACUAAUGCAUUUUAGUAGCUGUUUUUUAUUUUUGUGAUGUCUCAUUGUUAACCAUAAUUACCUAUUUUUUGGGCAAUACAAAGAGGACUCCAAUAUUUUUAUGGUCCUUUUUUAUAAGUGUUGUUUUUGUUGUUUAGAAAAAAAAUAUGUAUACUAUAAACAAUUUCAUAUAAAUACAUUGUGAAUUCAAGAUUUAAGAAAAAGAAAUGUAACUGUAAAUAUUAUUCCAAUCAUGCAUAACCAACUUGAUGAGAGGAUAGCAUAUUUUUGUGAUGGUGUGUCAAAGAAAUGUUCUAGCGUGUGAAUAGAAAAAAAGCUCUAAACAAAUACUAUUAUCCUUUACUGCUCGGAGACAGUGACUACCCCAGUGUCGGACAGAACACUGAUGGCUUGCUCUGUAAAUACUCAAGCUGAAUAACUUUACAAGUGUCAUACCAGCAUAUUUACAAAAGGUGAGUUCAGUGCACAGUUCAGUUCAGUUUUAAGGGGAGUUCAGUUUUAAAGGAACAAAAAGAUCAUUGGUAUCUUUUGUCUAACCAACUGUUAUUUAGAAAUCAAUAUUAUUUCAAAAAGAGUGAUCAUUUCAUCCAAAGCACACUGUAUUUAGUGUUGAAGAAUGAAGAAUCGAGCCUAAGCAUUUUACAGUGCUCUGCGCAUUCUGACACUUUUAUACUCCGGAGAGAAAAACUCAACUUGUUUGUAGUUUGUUGUUGUUUGUUUCCUCCUGCUUGUUCCUGUUAAGUUUGGGACACAGUAUCUGGACUCUGUGGUAGAGUCAGUGUAUAACGCUUGUUCUCUCCAUCAGUUCUCUUUUCAAAUGAAUUAGGAAGGCAAAUAUUUUGAUACCAUACCUCAGUCCUGUGAGUUAUAUCUUGGAAUUGUUGACAGGUUUAAUUUAUUUUAGUGGCAAAUAGAUUAAAACAUUGAAUGGAAAAAAUAGUAAAUCAUUGCACUGUGAGCAGUAAAGAAAGAACAGGCCAUUUCCUAUUUGCACAUGUAUAUGUUGGCUAUUUAAAAUGGUUGUGUCUCUGGGGUGAAGUAUGAAGGAUUAUUGGACGUUGCUCCUCUCUAGAAUAGGCACACACAGGGGUGAAUAAACAGAUUGACAGAUCGCAAUUAACUGAUUAAUUACUACCAAUGUUUUGUGGUCAUGUCUUUGGAUUUCAUUGUAUGGUGUAAGUCAACUUCUAAUCUAAAAUAUUGAGAUCCAGCCAGAAGACACUGAAUAAAUGAUUCAUCCUGUUAAUCAUAGCUUGGUGCGCAGAUUUCUUAUGCAGUAUGUGUAGGGACAGGUUUUGCUCGAAUAUAGAGAGACAUUUAAUGACAUGCUUUAAAGUGCAGUAAGAGUUGUAAACAUGAUGAUGGAAUGAGUGGUGUAUAUUCUGAUGAUGUACUUUUCCUGCUGCAAAUGUAUUUGAUAUUUCAUUUCACCUGAUGUUUCAUUUCAUUAGCUCUUUUGUUCAGAACAACCAGGUGAAGGAAAAUACUGGAUGCUUUUGAAUGAUGUGGAGAUAAACAAGUAAUAAUUUAAAUGAGAAAACAGAAGAGAACCGGUGUAAUGUUCAAAUGUAAAAGAAAAAAA